This is a messenger RNA of Amaranthus tricolor (Joseph's coat), 2043 nucleotides long. Its product is annotated as 3-ketoacyl-CoA synthase 10. NCBI's taxonomy places the organism in Eukaryota, Viridiplantae, Streptophyta, Magnoliopsida, Caryophyllales, Amaranthaceae. Gene Ontology annotation, molecular function: acyltransferase activity, transferring groups other than amino-acyl groups. Bases 165 to 1787 code for a protein of 540 amino acids. Gene Ontology annotation, biological process: fatty acid biosynthetic process. The record is from RefSeq and is a predicted model, not a curated record. The transcript has 3 exons. Gene Ontology annotation, cellular component: membrane.
UAGUCACGUAAUCGUCAAUAACUUCUUAAUUCUUUAAUCCUUUAUCUUCAAAUUCAACUAUAAAUGUAAUGUCACAAUUCACAAUACACAAUACACAAUACAGACAUACCAUAACCAGCUAAUUAGAAUAAAGGCUUUAUACCCAUAAGUAUUAGCUAGCAAUUAUGCCGCCCUCAACCACCACUGCUGCAGAAGAGCAGCAGCUUCUAUCGACAGAGAUCGUGAACCGUGGCACAGACACGUUCUCUGUACGAGUACGAAGGCGGUUACCACUACCCGACUUUGUAAACUCAGUCAACUUAAAGUAUGUGAAAUUGGGGUACCAUUAUUUGAUAAAUCAUGCAAUAUAUUUGGCUACAAUACCGGCUCUGGUGCUGGUGUUUAGUGCAGAAAUUGGUAGUCUUAGUAGAGAAGAACUGUGGAACAAGUUAUGGGAUUAUGAUCUUGCUACGGUUCUUGCUUCUUUUGGUGUCUUUGUGUUUACUCUAUCUGUUUACUUCUUGUCUCGUCCUCGACCUAUUUAUCUUCUUGACUUUGCUUGUUAUAAGCCUAGUGAUGAUCUCAAGGCAAGUAAGGAAGAAUUCAUUGAGAUGGCACGUCAAUCAGGCAAAUUUGACGAGGAAACCUUAAAAUUCAAGCGUAGGAUCUUGGACUCUUCAGGAAUAGGAGACGAAACAUACGUACCAAAAUCCAUAACAUCAUCACAAAACAUAGCAACCAUGAAAGAAGGUCGAGAUGAAGCAGCAACAGUCAUAUUCGGAGCACUCGACGAGCUCUUCGAAAAGACUCGAAUCCGACCCAAAGACGUGGGUGUACUAGUUGUUAACUGCAGCAUCUUUAACCCGACUCCAUCGCUCUCGGCUAUGAUUAUAAACCACUACAAAAUGAGGGGUAACAUUUUGAGUUACAACCUUGGUGGAAUGGGAUGUAGUGCAAGUAUCAUUUCUCUAGACUUGGCCCGUGAUAUGCUUCAAGCUAACCCGAAUAACUUUGCAGUUGUGGUAAGCACCGAAAUGGUCGGGUUUAAUUGGUAUCCAGGUCGUGAUCGAUCUAUGCUUAUUCCCAAUUGCUUCUUUAGAAUGGGUUGCUCGGCUGUUUUGCUCUCUAAUCGUCGUCGUGAUUUUCGUCGUGCCAAGUAUCGUCUUGAACAUGUUGUUCGUACACAUAAGGGAGCUGAUGAUCGUAGUUUCAGGAGUGUAUACCAAGAAGAAGAUGAACAAGGAUUCAAAGGAAUUAAAGUUAGUCGUGAUCUAAUGGAAAUUGGCGGAGAUGCACUCAAGACCAACAUAACUACUCUAGGACCAUUAGUGUUGCCUGUAUCAGAACAACUCUUGUUCUUCAGCACAUUAGUCAAACGCCAAUUAUUUGGUGGAAAAGAUGAGAAGCAAAACAACACCAGAUCUGGUUCUUCUUCGUCGUCAUCGUCUUCAAAGCCAUACAUACCCGAUUACAAGCUUGCGUUCGAGCAUUUUUGCGUGCACGCAGCAAGCAAGACUGUGCUGGAUGAGCUCCAGCGCAACUUAGAGCUGAGCGAUGAAAAUAUAGAGCCUUCUCGUAUGACUCUGCACCGUUUUGGCAACACUUCAAGCAGCAGUAUUUGGUACGAACUAGCUUAUUUGGAAGCCAAGGGGAAGAUUCAUUCAGGGGAUCGUAUUUGGCAGCUCGCAUUUGGAUCUGGUUUCAAGUGCAACAGUGCUGUUUGGAAGGCAGUUAGACGUAUUAAGAAGCCGAGCUCAAGGAAUCCAUGGCUUCACUGCAUCGACAGAUACCCUGUUGCUGACAUUUAAAUCCGGGAGGAAAAGUUAGUGGGUUAAUCCAAGACGCUUAAUUUUAUCAUGGUUUGUCUUAGUAAUAUCAUUAACAUAAGGUUAUUUUACAAGCUUAUUUGUUUAUUAGAGUGCAAUUUUAUUUCUUCAUCUCCUUGUAGGAUGCAUAAGUGUAUCAAUACAGUUGUUUGGAUUCUUUCUAUAUAUCAUGUAGCCUUUACCCGGUCAAUAUAGACAACAGUAUAAUAUAUAAAUUGCAUAUCAGCAAUGAAGAAUA